Danio rerio (zebrafish) is the source of this 1073-nucleotide messenger RNA. Lineage: Eukaryota; Metazoa; Chordata; Actinopteri; Cypriniformes; Danionidae. The record is from RefSeq and is a predicted model, not a curated record.
AUGUGCAAAUUUUUUACCUCAAAUUUUUUGAGUUUUGUCAACUUAUUCGGGAUUACAGUGUAUAAAACCAGCUGUGGAAAAGACCUAGAGAAGCUUCUGAAAUAUUAUGAAUCAGAAGGGAUAUUGGAGAUUGUUUCUUGGCCUAUCAAUAAGUUUCUGAAUCCAUCCUCAGGCUGGAAUUUUCAGGAACAUAAGGGUGAUCUCCAUUAUUAUGGUCAGUUAGUAACACUCAACGAGUGCAUCUACAGGCACAUGUAUCAAUCCAAAUAUGUUCUACUGAAUGACAUUGAUGAGAUCAUCAUGCCGUACAAACACAAUAAUUUACAGGCCCUUAUGGAGUACCUCCAGUCUACUCACCCUGGUGCAAGUGUAUUCCAUGUUAAAAGCCAUUUAUUCCCCACAACACAGUUUGAGGAGAGCAGGAAGUUCAAGCGAAAAGAAUGGAAUAAUAUUCCUGGAGUAAACAUCAUGGAGCAUAUCUACAGAGCACCAGAACCAAAGAACGUUUACAAUCCCGCAAAGAUGAUCAUAAAUCCAAGAAAGGUGGAGCAGACCUCAGUACAUUCCUCUUUGAAAUAUUCCGGAUAUUAUUGCUUUGUAGCUUUUGAUGUGUCUAGGAUGAUACAUGUGAGAGAACCCUUUCAGAAUGGUGCAAAUCUUACAAAAGAGCAAUUGUUGGUAGAUAAAAGAGUGUGGGACUUUAAGCAUGAACUGAUACCCAAUGUUGACCGGACUUUGAAACUUUCAGGUUUUUUAACUUGAUUUUACAAGAAGUAUGCAAAAUGGAUCAAUUGUAAAUCAGAGUUUUAUAACUACAGUAUGAAGAGAACCUGAUAAUAACUAUGAAGUUAAACUGAUUAGUCCCGUAUUGCUGAUAUGCUGUCUGUCACUUUAAAUUUUCUGUCGUUGUUUGUACCUAGUAUAGUUAUGUUAACUCUACCUUUUUCCUUUUGGAGUUGUUCACAAUCAAUUGUUCACAAUCUACAGAGUUACUUACAGUAUGUACUACAGAGUUGUGCAUACGUACUAUACAUGUACAUACAUACAACCAUUGUUUAUUUUCUUGUUUUCAA